Messenger RNA from Pedinophyceae sp. YPF-701, 1662 nucleotides. Lineage: Eukaryota; Viridiplantae; Chlorophyta; Pedinophyceae. The record is from the annotation of a GenBank genome assembly.
AUGUCGCUGAACCCGAACAGCGCUGCGUUCAACCCGAACGCCGCGUCGUUCGUGCCUGGACAGCCUGCUGCGCCCGCCGCAGCCCCCGAGCAGCCCGCGGAGUCUUGGGAGGAUGCUCGGCCGUCCGAAGCUUCUGCAGCUGUCGAUGACGCCGCCUCGAAGAUGGAAGCCGUCAAACUCGAAGACAGUGCGAAGAAAGCGCCUGACGCUUCAGGCUCAGCUGCCCCGAAGCCAAAGCAGACGCAGGCAGAGGUGACCGAGGUGGACGUUCCCACGGAGCUCUCAGAGGACGACAAGAAGCGCAUUCAGACUGCGCUGGACCAGCUCAACGCAGAAGAUCCCAGGGAGCACGUCAACGUGGUCUUCAUCGGGCACGUCGACGCGGGGAAGAGCACGCUCGGGGGCAGGAUCCUGUUCCUCACGGGCGGCGUCGACGACCGGACGAUCGAGAAGUACGAGAAGGAGGCGAAGGAGAAGAACCGUGACUCGUGGUACAUGGCGUACAUCAUGGACACCAACGAGGAGGAGCGGGCGAAAGGCAAGACCGUCGAGGUCGGCCGCGCGCACUUCGCGACGGACAAGCGGCGCUACACGGUCCUGGACGCGCCCGGCCACAAGAACUACGUGCCCAACAUGAUCUCGGGGGCCGCGCAGGCCGACGUGGGCGUGAUGGUGAUCUCUGCGCGCAAAGGCGAGUUCGAGGCCGGGUUCGACCGCGGUGGACAGACGCGCGAGCACGCGCAGCUGGCGAAGACGCUGGGCGUUCAGAAGCUCAUCUGCGUCGUGAACAAGCUCGACGAGCCGUCGGUACUCACCCCAGAUGGCAAGUGGAGCAAGGAGCGCUACGACCAGAUCGUCGCCAAGAUGGGUCCCUUCCUGCGGUCGUGCGGCUACAAGCCAUCUGAGGUGGUCUUCCUGCCGUUGGCGGGCCUGCAUGGACACAACGUCGCCAAGAGGAUGUCGAAGGAUGUGUGCGACUUCUACGACGGGCCGUGCUUGUUCGAGGUGCUCGACGCCGUGGAGAUGCCUCCCCGAGACCCGCUGGCUGGCUUCCGGAUGCCCAUUAUGGACAAGUUCAAGGACCUGGGCUGUGUUGUGAUGGGCAAGAGCGAGCAAGGAAUCAUCCAGGUUGGCGACAACUUGAUGGUGAUGCCCAACAAAGUCCGGGUGAAGGUGUCAGCGCUCUGGCGCGACGAGGACGAAGUUCAGGCAGCAAGGCCUGGGGAGAACCUCAGGAUCAGGCUCCAAGGGAUUGAUGACGAGGACAUCCAACCAGGGUUUGUCCUGACGUGCAUGCAAGACCGGGUGCCGUGCACGAACCAGUUUGAAGCCCAGCUGGUGAUUCUGGACCUGCUCGAGCACAAGUCGCUGUUCACGCCGGGAUACAAGGCGGUGUGCCACAUCCACAGUGCCUGCGAGGACUGCGAGGUCACGAAGAUUGUGUACCAGCUCGACAUGAAGACGAAAGAGCAGAAGAAGGUGAAGUUUGCAAAGAGCGGCUCCAUCAUCAAGGCUCGACUGCUGCUGGAGAAAAUCACGUGCCUCGAGACCUUUGAGAGAGUGCCUCAGCUUGGUCGGUUCACGUUGCGCGACGAGGGGCGGACGAUCGCCAUCGGCAAAGUGACGAAGCUCCCCAAGACUGCCUACGGCAAGGGCAAGUAA